Messenger RNA from Dipodomys spectabilis (banner-tailed kangaroo rat), 3001 nucleotides. RefSeq names its product TLE family member 1, transcriptional corepressor (gene Tle1). NCBI's taxonomy places the organism in Eukaryota, Metazoa, Chordata, Mammalia, Rodentia, Heteromyidae. Gene Ontology annotation, biological process: regulation of DNA-templated transcription; negative regulation of canonical Wnt signaling pathway. Gene Ontology annotation, cellular component: nucleus; transcription regulator complex. Bases 61 to 2508 code for a protein of 815 amino acids. Gene Ontology annotation, molecular function: protein binding; transcription corepressor activity. The record is from RefSeq and is a predicted model, not a curated record. The transcript is spliced from 21 exons.
UUGGAGAUUGAGCGCAGCGUGGAGUGGGGCGGGGGCCGGGCCGCGGCGGCCGCCGGAGCGAUGUUCCCGCAGAGCCGGCACCCGACGCCGCACCAGGCCGCGGGGCAGCCGUUCAAGUUCACCAUCCCGGAGUCGCUGGACCGCAUCAAGGAGGAGUUCCAGUUCCUGCAGGCGCAGUACCACAGCCUUAAAUUGGAAUGUGAGAAACUGGCCAGUGAAAAGACGGAAAUGCAGAGGCACUACGUGAUGUAUUAUGAAAUGUCAUACGGAUUAAACAUUGAAAUGCACAAACAGACUGAGAUCGCCAAGAGGCUGAACACGAUCUGCGCACAAGUCAUCCCGUUUCUGUCUCAGGAACAUCAACAACAGGUGGCCCAGGCUGUGGAGCGCGCCAAGCAGGUGACCAUGGCAGAGCUGAACGCCAUCAUCGGGGUACGUGGCCUUCCAGGUCUACCUCCUACACAGCAGCAGCUGCAAGCUCAGCAUCUGUCCCACGGCCACGGGCCCCCGGUGCCCCUCACGCCCCACCCUUCAGGACUCCAGCCCGCUGGCAUCCCGCCCCUGGGGGGCAGCGCCAGCCUUCUCGCGCUGUCUAGUGCCCUGAGCGGGCAGUCUCACUUGGCAAUAAAAGACGACAAGAAGCACCACGACGCAGAGCACCACAGAGCAGACAGAGAGCCGGGCACAAGUAAUUCCCUCUUGGUUCCAGACAGCUUAAGAGCCACCGAUAAACGCAGAAAUGGGCCUGAAUUUUCCAAUGACAUCAAGAAAAGAAAAGUGGAUGAUAAGGAUUCCAGCCACUAUGACAGCGAUGGUGACAGAAGUGAUGACAACUUAGUGGUGGACGUGUCCAAUGAGGACCCUUCCUCUCCACGAGCCAGCCCUGCGCAUUCACCCCGGGAGAACGGGAUCGACAAAAGCCGCCUGCUGAAGAAAGAUGCUUCCAGCAGCCCUGCGUCCACAGCCUCCUCGGGAAGUUCUGCUUCUUUGAAGUCCAAAGAAAUGAGCCUGCAUGAAAAAGCCAGCACGCCCGUUCUGAAAUCCAGUACGCCCACGCCUCGGAGCGACCUGCCAGCGCCAGGCCCCAGCGCCACCCCGGGCCUCCGCCCGGGCCUCGGCAAGCCUCCAGCCAUGGAGCCCCUCGUCAACCAAGCCGGAUUUGGUUUUCAUUUGGAGUUGGUACCAGGGAAUGGAAAGUUCGGACUGAAGGAGAAAUCUUGGAUUUUAUCGAGAAAAUCUUCUUUUGAGAUUAAGUCAGCAGCUGGUCUGAGGACCCCCCUGGCAGUGCCCGGCCCGUACCCCGCUCCUUUUGGGAUGGUUGCCCAUGCCAGCAUGAACGGUGAGCUGAACAGCCCCGGAGCGGCCUACGCCAGUCUGCACAACAUGUCACCCCAGAUGAGUGUCGCCGCCGCCGCCGCCGCUGCAGUGGCCUACGGGCGCUCCCCCAUGGUUGGGUUUGAUCCUCCUCCUCACAUGAGAGUACCUACCAUCCCUCCCAGCCUGGCGGGGAUCCCCGGGGGAAAGCCUGCCUACUCCUUCCACGUCACCGCGGACGGCCAGAUGCAGCCUGUCCCCUUCCCCCCUGACGCCCUCAUCGGACCCGGAAUCCCACGGCACGCCCGGCAGAUCAACACGCUCAACCACGGGGAGGUGGUGUGCGCCGUGACCAUCAGUAACCCCACGAGGCACGUGUACACGGGCGGCAAGGGCUGCGUCAAGGUCUGGGACAUCAGCCACCCUGGCAACAAGAGCCCCGUGUCCCAGCUGGACUGUCUGAACAGGGAUAACUACAUCCGGUCCUGUAAGUUGCUCCCGGACGGCUGCACGCUCAUUGUGGGUGGGGAAGCCAGCACCCUGUCCAUCUGGGACUUGGCGGCUCCAACCCCACGCAUCAAGGCAGAGCUGACGUCUUCGGCCCCCGCCUGCUACGCCCUGGCCAUCAGCCCCGACUCCAAGGUCUGCUUCUCCUGCUGCAGCGACGGCAACAUCGCCGUGUGGGACCUGCACAACCAGACGCUGGUGAGGCAAUUUCAGGGCCACACAGAUGGCGCCAGCUGCAUUGACAUUUCCAACGAUGGCACCAAGCUCUGGACGGGGGGUUUGGACAACACGGUCCGGUCCUGGGACCUGCGCGAGGGCCGGCAGCUGCAGCAGCACGACUUCACCUCCCAGAUCUUCUCUCUGGGGUACUGCCCAACCGGAGAGUGGCUGGCCGUGGGCAUGGAGAGCAGCAACGUGGAGGUUCUGCAUGUGAAUAAACCAGACAAGUACCAGCUGCAUCUCCACGAGAGCUGUGUGCUCUCCCUGAAAUUUGCUUAUUGUGGGAAGUGGUUUGUGAGCACUGGAAAAGACAACCUUCUCAACGCGUGGCGGACCCCCUACGGGGCCAGCAUCUUCCAGUCCAAAGAGUCCUCGUCGGUGCUUAGCUGCGACAUCUCUGUGGAUGACAAAUACAUCGUCACCGGCUCCGGGGACAAGAAGGCCACGGUCUAUGAGGUCAUCUACUGACAACCCGGUGUGAUUUAACAGUUAGAGUUGAAUUGGGCCAAAACGUUUAAAUCUGUAGAAAUAGAGACAUUGUAACUUUAAAGAAAAAGAAAAACAACAACAAAGAAAAACCCAACAAACCUGUUUCCAAACCUUGACACAAAACGACUUGGAGCGUAGGAAGAGGAGGCAGUGGGUCUACCAGCAGACGCCCCCCGCCUGCCCGCCUAGACCAGAGCAGCGGAGGCCACAGAGCCCGAGGGUGGCUUCCAGCUCUGGCUGCCCGCUCCGCCGCCCUCUCUCCGGGAUCUGUCGCUCAUCCUGGCCCAGUGUGAAUCCACCGCCCCCGCCUGACGUCCUUUGUAGAGCCCUGGUGUCUCCAGUGAACUCGCUUCCUGGUUUUGCAUCUUGUGAAAUGUUUUUUGUUUUGUUUUGUAUUUUUGUUGAAGGUUAAACAUUUGUAUAAAUUGUAAAUAUAUUUGGUUUAUUACAGUAAAGGCUUUAGUACCAAUAA